AAAAAAAUACUACUCACCCGACUUCCUCUAUCAUAAUGGCCUCCAAGGCUCUUCCCACACACCUUCGCGCCCCGGCGAACGAGGCCUCCACUGGCUCCUUCGAGGGCAAGCACCAUGGCAAGUCCCAGUCGCACAUGGCCUUCGAGAAUGCCUCCACCAGCGUGGCUGCUUCACAGAUGCGCAAUGCGCUGAACGCCCUCUCCGACUCGGUCACCGAUGCCAGCGAGAAGAAGCGCUUCGAAGCUGAGAUGGACAACUUCUUCGCCCUGUUCCGCCGCUUCCUCAACGACAAGGCCAAGGGCAACUCCGUCAACUGGGACCGCAUUGCUCCUCCCCAGCCCUCGCAGGUCGUCGGCUACGACGAGCUCGGUGCUGACGCCUCCGUCGAGUUCCUGAACAAGCUCGCCGUCGUCAAGCUGAACGGUGGUCUCGGUACCUCCAUGGGCUGUGUCGGCCCCAAGUCCGUCAUCGAGGUCCGUGAGGGUAUGUCCUUCCUGGAUCUGUCCGUCCGCCAGAUCGAGCACCUCAACCGCACCUUCAACGUCAACGUUCCCUUCGUCCUCAUGAACUCCUUCAACACCGACCAGGACACCCAGUCCAUCAUUAAGAAGUACGAGGGCCACAACGUCGACAUCAUCACUUUCAACCAGUCCCGCUACCCCCGUAUCAUUAAGGACUCGCUCCUGCCCGCCCCCAAGAGCUUCGACUCACCCCUGCAGGAUUGGUACCCUCCCGGCCACGGUGACGUCUUCGAGUCGCUGUACAACUCCGGCACUCUCGACAAGCUGAUCGAGCGUGGCAUCGAGUACAUUUUCCUGUCCAACGCCGACAACCUGGGUGCCGUCGUGGAUCUGCGCAUCCUCCAGCACAUGGUUGACUCCAAGGCCGAGUACAUCAUGGAAUUGACCGACAAGACCAAGGCCGAUGUCAAGGGUGGUACCAUCAUCGACCAGGACGGCAAGGUCCGCCUGCUCGAGAUUGCCCAGGUGCCCAAGGAGCACGUCAACGAGUUCAAGUCCAUCAAGAAGUUCAAGUACUUCAACACCAACAACAUCUGGAUGGACAUCCGCGCCGUCAAGCGUGUUGUGGAGGAGAACGAGCUCGAGAUGGAGAUCAUCGCCAACGAAAAGUCCAUCCCCGCUGACAAGAAGGGUGAGGCCGACCAGGCCAUCUACCAGCUGGAGACCGCCGUCGGUGCGGCCAUCCGCCACUUCAAGAACGCCCACGGUGUCAACGUGCCCCGUCGCCGCUUCUUGCCCGUCAAGACCUGCUCCGAUCUGAUGGUCGUUAAGUCCGAUCUGUACCGCCUCGAGCAUGGCCAGCUGGUCAUGGACCCCAACCGCUUCGGUGGUGUUCCCGUCAUCAAGCUCGGCUCCGACUUCAAGAAGGUCUCCGACUUCCAGAAGCGCAUUGCCAGCAUUCCCCGCAUUGUCGAGUUGGACCACCUGACCGUGACCGGACCCGUUAACCUCGGCCGCAACGUCACCCUCAAGGGCACCGUCAUCAUCGUGGCCACCGAGGGCAGCACCAUUGACAUUCCCCCGGGUUCCGUCCUGGAGAACUGCGUGGUGCAGGGUAGCCUGAGAAUCCUGGAGCACUAAGCACUAAGCACCAAGCAUAGAGUGUUUUUG
This is a messenger RNA of Penicillium cinerascens, 1631 nucleotides long. RefSeq names its product UTP glucose-1-phosphate uridylyltransferase (gene ugp1). The transcript has 2 exons. Gene Ontology annotation, molecular function: UTP:glucose-1-phosphate uridylyltransferase activity. Bases 36 to 1601 code for a protein of 521 amino acids. Lineage: Eukaryota; Fungi; Ascomycota; Eurotiomycetes; Eurotiales; Aspergillaceae. Gene Ontology annotation, cellular component: cytoplasm. Gene Ontology annotation, biological process: glycogen metabolic process; UDP-alpha-D-glucose metabolic process. The record is from RefSeq and is a predicted model, not a curated record.